Molecule: messenger RNA, 360 nt
Organism: Callorhinchus milii (elephant shark)
Lineage: Eukaryota; Metazoa; Chordata; Chondrichthyes; Chimaeriformes; Callorhinchidae
Product: proteasome subunit beta type-6-A like protein-like
Exons: 4
Cellular component (GO): proteasome core complex
Source: RefSeq, a predicted model, not a curated record
AUGCAUCGUGUUUAUCUGAUUCUGGAGGACGACCAUCAUCGCUGUGGAGUUCAAUGGAGGGGUGAUUGUUGCUUCAGACUCACGUGUGUCUGUGGGGGGACGUACGUCUGCUCGCGGAUCAUUAACAAGGUGGUGCAGGUGGACGAGCGUGUGUUUUGCUGUAUGGCCGGGUCUCUCGCUGAUGCUCAGGCCGUCACCAACGCUGCCAAAUACCAGCUGGCCUUCCACAGUGUGGAGAUGGGGGAGCCGCCCCUCGUACUCUCGGCUGCGACGAUCCUGAAGGAAAUCUGCUAUAAAAAUCGGGACGACAUGUCGGCCGGAUUCAUCGUGGCCGGGUGGGACCGGAAGAAAGGAGCCCAG